AUGGGUAUGAAUGCGGGACAGUGCGGUUUACUAAUAGGCACAAGACCAUUCGUCGAGUUCUUAUCGGCACCUUUUUGGGGUGGCUUAGCGGACAGGUGGCAGAAAGGCUGGACUCUCUUGCUGGCUUCCCUGAGUGCUUGGAUAAUAUUUACUUUACCCUUGAGCUGGGUACAGCCCGCAGCAGUGUCGUGUGUGCAGCCGGUGAACGACAGCGUUUAUCGCUUGGUGUCACCCAAGUACGACGACGAUUGGCCGACUGCCACAAGGCACUUCCGCGGCCCUUCUGCCGGCCGCGAGGGCUCGCCUCUGUCAGUCUCCGAUGCGAUCAACUAUGACCCGGAAGCUAACGCAAAUUGGGUUACCCCUCUUCACUCGUAUAUAGUUUAUAGCACACCCGACAUUCAGAAAACCUUUUUCCUCCUUUUACUCCUUGUUGUAAUUGGAGAAUUCUUCAGUGCCCCAGCUAUAACCUUAGCCGAUUCUGCAGUUAUCACAUUACUUGGAGAAGACGCCGACAGAUAUGGCCAUCAACGGAUGUUCGGGUCCUUGGGUUGGGGUCUCGCGAUGUUUUUCGUGGGUAUUGCAUUGGACCACAGCACAGCCUUCAGCACUCACCCAUGCGGAGGACCACAGCGUUUUGAGAAGAAUUACACCAUCUGCUUUGCUACUUUCUCUGUACUCAUGGGCGCAGCACUUAUUACUGCCACGCAGAUUAAAUUCAAAUAUGAAACAAUCAGCAUAGAAACACCUCCAGCACCCGUCUCCACUGAGCCAACUCACGAGGAGCGCCUGCAACAACAGCUGGCCGAACAACUGCAACUUCCCGGCCUGGACACUAGCGCGCCAGCUCCGCGCCAACCAGCGAUAGAACAUGCCAAGGUGUUUGCGCAAACUACGCGAGAGAUGCCGGAGUGGGUGACUGUGCUUCGACAAUUCCAAAAUGUGAAAGCCGCGUCCUUCCUCCUCGUCGCUUGGUUCAUGGGUUUCGGCAUCGGUCUAAUCUUUACGUUCCUCUUCUGGCAUUUACAGGACAUCGGGGGAUCCCCAACGCUCUUUGGCGUAGCUUCGGUCAUCAAUCACAUUUCGGAAAUCUUUGCCUACUUCUUUAGCUUCAAACUUAUUACUCAGAUGGGACAUGUUAAGGUACUAUGCCUGGGCUUGGCCGGUAACGUGGUGCGCUUCUUGUACAUCUCGUGGCUCACGUCGCCGUGGUGGGUGCUGCCCUUCGAGUUCGUGCAGGGCGUGACGCACGCCGCGGUGUGGGCGGCCUGCUGCUCCUACAUCGCCCACGGCGCGCCGCCCAACCUACGCUCCUCCGCCCAAGGCGUGCUGCAAGGCCUGCAUCACGGGCUGGGUCGCGGAUGCGGGGCGGUGAUCGGGGGCAUCGCGGUGGCCAAGUGGGGCACGAAGCGCACGUUCGCGGGCUACGGGCUGCUGUGCGGCGUGGCGCUGGCCGCCUUCGCAUUCGUGAACUUCCGCGGCGGCGAGGAGCCCCCGGCGGGCGGUGCGGCCGACGAGGAGGCGCGCGCCGUGGCGGAGGCGGGCGUGCUGGCGCCGCACGGCGUGCCGUCCAACCCGCUGCCUCGCGCGCUCUCCUCCACGCGCCUCGCCGACCUCGCGCACCACGACAACUACGGGGCCACUCAGAGCUAUAGCGGCGCGGAGAGCCUGAGCGUGCCGGGCGCGGCGCCCGCGCGUCCCAGCAACCCCUUCCUCGCGGAGCCGGCCUACAGA
This is a messenger RNA of Brenthis ino (lesser marbled fritillary), 1734 nucleotides long. The record is from the annotation of a GenBank genome assembly. Lineage: Eukaryota; Metazoa; Arthropoda; Insecta; Lepidoptera; Nymphalidae.